Messenger RNA from Aedes aegypti (yellow fever mosquito), 795 nucleotides. It is a transcript of the gene NC2beta, whose product is annotated as protein Dr1. Gene Ontology annotation, molecular function: general transcription initiation factor activity; core promoter sequence-specific DNA binding; protein heterodimerization activity. Gene Ontology annotation, biological process: RNA polymerase II preinitiation complex assembly; positive regulation of transcription by RNA polymerase II; chromatin remodeling. The transcript is spliced from 2 exons. Gene Ontology annotation, cellular component: negative cofactor 2 complex. The record is from RefSeq and is a predicted model, not a curated record. The coding region runs from base 165 to 686 and encodes 173 amino acids. NCBI's taxonomy places the organism in Eukaryota, Metazoa, Arthropoda, Insecta, Diptera, Culicidae.
AACUGCCAGCCAUGUUGUUUGUUUACUUACUGGUGGCGUUCGCAAAAAAUAAAUAAAAUUAAUUUUUCUCCUGCGGUCGAUCUCGUUUCCUCCAAAAUCUUUCCUGUUUAGUUAGAGAUUUUGCUUGUUUAAAAUAAUCCCAACCAUCCAGAGUGCACAGUGCUAUGUCGGAUCCACACGAUGAGCUUUGCCCGCCAAACAAUCCAGAAGAUGACGAGCUAACACUGCCAAGGGCCAGCAUCAACAAAAUCAUCAAGGAACUGGUUCCAUCGAUUAGGGUAGCCAACGAAAGCAGGGAGCUAAUUCUAAACUGUUGCACGGAAUUCAUUCACCUAAUAAGUUCCGAAGCGAACGAAGUUUGCAACCAGCGGAACAAGAAAACCAUCAACGCGGAACAUGUCCUGGAGGCCCUGGACCGGUUGGGCUUCAAGGACUACAAACAGGAGGCGGAAGCCGUCCUGAACGAUUGCAAACAGGUGGCAGCGAAGCGACGUCGGCAGAGCACCAGGCUGGAAAACCUGGGCAUUCCCGAGGAGGAACUACUGCGGCAACAGCAGGAACUGUUUGCCAAGGCACGGGAAGAGCAAGCGGCCGCCGAACAGCAGCAGUGGUACAGUCUGCAGCAGAAUGCCGAACUCUACCAGAAGCAGACCUCCCAGGAUGAGGACGACAGCGACGAUUAUUAGCACUAUGGGAUUGAUGUGGAUGAGGGUUGACGAACGUAUUCCUAAGGCAUGUUUUCAGUAAAGACGAGCGGGAACCGAUUAAAGGAAUUGGAUUUUUGAUUAAGGUACA